Molecule: messenger RNA, 1677 nt
Organism: Xyrauchen texanus (razorback sucker)
Lineage: Eukaryota; Metazoa; Chordata; Actinopteri; Cypriniformes; Catostomidae
Product: protein FAM3C-like
Exons: 10
Coding region: 114-797 (227 amino acids)
Source: RefSeq, a predicted model, not a curated record
CAAAGCCCACUCUAUUAGUGACCCGGAAGUGCAGGCACAUUGAGCGCUGCUUCCUCAGUGGGAUCAGGUGUCUGGAUUUCAGUGUGGUGACCAGUGCUGCCUGAAGGAACAAGAUGAUGAGAGCUGGAGGACUUUUGAAACUGGCAGGGUUGGUUUCUAUCCUGUUUCUGGCUACUCUCCUUGCCUUGGAGCUUUUAGAAAAGAAUAUGAAUUUUAAAUUAGGGAAAGUGUUUGCACGAUUUGCAUCUGCAGAGCCGGGCACCACCAAACCUCCACACCACCAAUGCGGCCUCUCUAAAUCCUGUCCUGAGGACCAUUUUGCUUUUAAGAUCACCAGUGGGGCAGCCAGCGUUGUCGGCCCGAAAAUGUGCCUUCAGGACAACAUAUUAAUGAGUGGAGUGAAGAACAACAUCGGACGGGGUAUAAACAUCGCUUUAAUUAAUGGGAAGUUCGGGAAUCUCACAAAGACCGAUUCCUUUGACAUGUGGGCUGGAGACGUGAGCCCGCUUAUCAAGUUCUUGAAUGAAAUAGAAGAUGGAACCAUUGUCAUGAUGGCCACCUUUGAUGAUCCUGCAACAAAGUUAACCAGUGAGUCUAGAAAGCUGAUAGCGGAUUUGGGCAGCACAAGCAUCAAUGAUCUGGGCUUCAGAGAUAACUGGGUAUUUGUUGGAGCCAAAGGAAUCAAAACCAAGAGCCCCUUUGAGCAGCACAUUAAGAACAACGCAGAGACAAACAAAUAUGAAGGCUGGCCGGAGGUUCUUGAGAUGGAAGGAUGCAUUCCCAUCAGAAAUGAGUGAAAUCACCUUGCCUCUUAUUUUUAAAUAAUUUUUCCUGUGUCAUGUCUAAGAGGGAAUUAAUCAGGAGUGUUUUUAUUUUUUUGUUUUCCUGCUCCGUGAAUGAAGAGCAUAUUGUAUUUUUUUACACAAACAGUGUGAAAUUGUGUGUAUGUGGGUCAUAUUAGGUUCAAGGUAGUUUACAUUUAUUUAUUUGGCAGAUGUUACUUACAGGUCAUUUUUAUCAGGAUGCAUUCCUUGGGAAUUGAGCCUAUGACCCUUGUACUGUUAGCACCAUGGCCUACCAGUCGAGCUACAGGACUACCCAAUAACUGAAGGCUUUUUACACCAACUUAAAAUGUUUUCUUUCUUGCAGCAUUUCUGUUUUUCUCUUAUGUGUGUUUGGGAAUUGAUGUUGUUGAUUGGUGUUUUGGUAUUGACAUUUAGUUACAAUAGUUGUUGAGAAGAUGUUAUAUGUAGUGCAUAUCAAGCAAGAACAAAAUAACCACUUUUCUGUUCAGCCCCUCAGCUGUGCCUUCUCCGUAUCAUAAUGCAGCUCAAUAUAUCCUGCAUUCAACCAUAUAAAUAUCCCACAAUGACUAAUGUUGGGUGUGAAAUUAAUUAUUUAAUGCAUUAUUUAACUACUAUUAUUAAUACUGUUAAGUUGUCAAUUGAGACCCUUUAUUGUAUGAAAACUAGCCAAGUGCCUUUUUUUUUUUUACCUGAGUUUUCAGGAACUGAAGUCUUGAUUUUGCCCAUCAUCGCCUUAAUGUGUUCUAAUCUGAGGAUAUAUACUGUCUAAAUGAAAUCAAUAAAUGUAAGGAAAUAUUUUAUUGUGCGAUUGUGGAAUUGUCACUGUUAAUCUUUCAGAUGGCUCAAAGAAUUUUGUAAGGACUUUUCAUAU